Rotaria sordida is the source of this 651-nucleotide messenger RNA. NCBI's taxonomy places the organism in Eukaryota, Metazoa, Rotifera, Eurotatoria, Philodinida, Philodinidae. The record is from the annotation of a GenBank genome assembly.
AUGGUGGCAUGGGGCAUUGUGAUGACACUGAUGGGUUUAGUAAAUUCCUAUGGAAGUCUUAUUGCGUGUCGCCUAUUUUUGGGUGCUUUUGAAGCAGGUCUUUUUCCAGGUGUCAGUUUCUAUCUCUCGAGUUGGUACAAGAGAUGUGAGCUGUUGUGGCGUGUAAGUAUCUUUUUUUCAGCUGCUGCUCUUGCUGGCGCCUUCGGUGGUGUGCUUGCUUAUGGUAUCAGUAAAAUGGGUGGUGUUGGCGGACAAGAAGGUUGGCGUUGGAUCUUUUACCUCGAAGGCAUUGCAACAGUAGUUAUUGGAUCAUUGGCCUUCUUUCUUAUAAACGAUUUUCCUUCUGAUCAACCGAAAUUUCUCACUGAGUCCGAAUGCAAGCGUGUCACAGCUCGAUUACAAAACGAUGCAGGAGCUGGAGCUAACGAGCAGUUCAAAAAUCGACGACGUGAUCGUCUCUAUGGAUCUACACAAUUAUCAGUUACACCUGCAAGUGCGAAUUCAGCGUCAUAUGAAACAGAUGUUCAACAAUCCGAUAUAUGGGAUCUAACCAGCGAAGACGACAAACGACGGUGGGGCUACGCAAAAAUGUCUGAAAAAGAAAUUCGUGAUCUGGGAGACCGACAUGUUGCCUUUCGAUAUAUUCUCUAG